UCUGAAACUACAGGAAGAUAAAGAUGGCAAGUCGUUCAUCAUGGUGGAGUUCCAUUUUUAAGUCUGAAGUAUCAGUUUUCAUGUUUAAUGUUUCAGAGGAAAGUGAAAAUUCUCAACUUGAGAGAAACCAACAACUGAACCCAGAACACAUCGACACUGACAAUGUGGAGGACAUGGAGCAAAGAAAUGAGAGUCAUGAAAAAAUAAUGAAACAGAAUUUAAAGAGAAUAAAAAAACUUCUGACAGAAAAUACACAAACACUUCAGGAGAAGAACAAGACACUGGAAGAGAAGGAGACACUGCUCAAACAGACAAGAGCUGAACUGGACAAAACAAUUAAGGCGUUAGAAGACAGUCAGCGACACGUGGAGGAGAAAAACACACAACUAGAGAAUCUGAACAAACUGCUGAAGGAGAGAGAAACACAGCAGAAGAACACAGAUAAAGAGCUGGAGACCAGUACAAAUAAACCGGACACACUGGGACAGGAGCUGCAGGACAAGCAGAGACAACUACACGACAUGAUGAUCGCAGUGGAGCAACAGAAAUCUGAGUUAGCAGAAAAAACCAACAGCUUGAAGAGAAAGACAGACUUCUAACUGAGAGAGAGACACAGCUAAUGGAAAGAGACAAAGAGCUUCAGGAGAAAGACAGACUUCUGGCUGAAAUUAGACAAAAACUGGAGAUGAAGGAUGAGACCCUGGAACACAAGGGCACACAUUUUUUUCAGGUAAA
Molecule: messenger RNA, 735 nt
Organism: Tachysurus fulvidraco (yellow catfish)
Lineage: Eukaryota; Metazoa; Chordata; Actinopteri; Siluriformes; Bagridae
Product: adventurous-gliding motility protein Z-like
Exons: 5
Coding region: 24-599 (191 amino acids)
Source: RefSeq, a predicted model, not a curated record